ACUGUAAGCGGCGGCGGCCGGGCGCGAUAAGGGAGUCGCGGUAGGUCUCUUAAUGUGGGCAGAAGCGAGGGGCUGCCAGUGUGAACCACUCGGCUGGUCCGGCCAGCCCCAUAGAGACGCCCUCAGCUGGGGGUGUUACACUGCGGUGGUUCCCCGAGUGCCAAACCCGAACCCAAACACCACUGGUCCUGGCACCGCUUGUCAGUCAGUCUCAACAACACGGCAGUUCCCUGAGUACCGGCACCAACACCAACACCAGGUCGGGUGCCGGGGAAACGAAGCCCUAUGAUGUUCAGACGAUGCAAGGAUUGUAAGGGUAUCUUUCUGGUUCCUAUUUACCCAGAAGAUAGCAGAUAUGCUGAGAGCCCCAGCGCACUUGGUCAUCAGAAAUAACACUUUGAUCAACAACAUUUUAAAUAGUCAAAAGGUAAAGAUGUCCCACCACAAAUCUUCUCGCAGAAUUGAAGGAUUGGACAAGAAUGUUUGGGUGGAAUUUACUCAGCUUGCUGCUGACUAUUCUGCUGUCAACCUGGGACAGGGAUUUCCUGACUUCUCGCCUCCAAAUUUUGUAAAAGAAGCUUACAUAAAGGCCAUCAAUGGUGGUCUGAACCAGUAUACCAGGGCUUUUGGUCACCCACCGCUGGUGAAAAUUCUGGCAAAGUUUUUUGGGAAAUUAAUGAGCCAAGACAUUGAUCCAUUCAAUGAGGUGCUUGUGACAAUUGGGGCAUACGAGGCCCUAUUCUGUUUCUUUCAGGCCAUGGUUGAUGAUGGGGAUGAAGUGAUUAUCAUUGAGCCUUAUUUUGAUUGUUACGAGCCCAUGGUUCGAAUGGCAGGUGGGCAGCCAGUGUUUAUUUCACUGCGUCCGAAACCAGUAUUUGGAAGGUUAAUGACUAGUGCCGACUGGGUAUUGGAUCCUGUUGAAUUAGCAAAUAAAUUCAACAAACGUACUAAAGCGAUUGUCAUCAACACUCCAAACAACCCUCUUGGCAAGGUCUUGAAAUGUGAAGAAUUGCAGGUGAUCGCAGAGCUCUGUGUAAAACACAAUGCCUUGUGUAUUAGUGAUGAGGUGUAUGAAUGGCUCGUGUAUGAUGCAAAUGAACACAAGCGAAUUGCCAGCAUGCCAGGGAUGUGGGAGCGAACAGUCACUGUUGGAAGUGGAGGAAAAACAUUCAGUGCUACAGGAUGGAAGAUUGGAUGGGCUAUUGGACAUAAAGACAUUAUCAAACACUUACAGACAGUCCAUCAGAACUCGAUAUACCAUUGUACUACUGGACCACAGCAAGCAGUGGCGGAGGGAUUUGAGAAAGAAUUUGAACUUCUGGGAGCACCAGAAAGUUAUUUCAUCAGUUUGCGUAAGGAGUUGCAAUUGAAGCGUGAUCGCCUUGCUGCCUGUCUUGCCUCAGUGGGGUUGAAGCCAAUUAUCCCUGAGGGUGGCUACUUCUUGAUGGCCGACAUCUCAGAAGUCAAUGUUGACCUGCCAGAAUGCACCAAGACCGAGCAGCCAUAUGAUCAUAGGUUUGUGAAGUGGCUCACAAUCAAUAAGGGUUUGGCCACGAUUCCAGUGUCUGCUUUCUACUCAACUGAUAGCAAAAAAGGCUUUCAAAAUUUCAUACGAUUUUGUUUUGUUAAGGAGGAUGCAACGCUAAGCAAGGCUGAAGAUAUCCUACAAGAGUGGAGCAGGACCAGGAAGAUUCAGUGAUUAUCCAAUAAAGUAGAUUAUUAGGAACAAGGAACUACGGAUGCAGGUUUAACUCAGCUGGUCAGGCAACACCUCUGGAGAACCUGGAUAGGUUAUGUUUGGGAUCUGGACCCUUCUUCAGAUAAUACAUUUCUGUAAAUGUAUUACUUACUCUUUCACUUACUGUGAUACUUGUGUUUGUAAUGAAAAGGCCUCUGGUCCACAGUGAUAUUAUCAUUAGAUUAAAAUGUGACCCUAAAUGCUACUUAAAAUUUCUCUUUCUAGCUUUAUUAUCAAAUACUGAUGUCAUGAACAAAAAAAACAGAUGGCCAAAUGGCCCGUAGACUCUGUUCCUCCAUGACUUGGACGUAAAUGUAGACAGGCUGGCUAGUAAGUUUGCAGAUUGUGGUCAUGGAUUGUGAGGAAGCCUGUCAAAGCAUACAACGGGAUAUAGAUCAGCUACAGAAGUGGGCAGAGAAAUGGCAGAUUGAGUUUAAUCCGAGCAAGUGUGAGGUGUUGUCUUUGUCAGGACAAAUGUAAGGGGGAAAUGGCUUGAUCCUUAACAGCAUUGAUAUACAGAGAUAUCUUGGGGUCCAAGUCUGUAACUCCCUGAAAGUAGAAACACAAGUAGAUAGAGUGGUUAAAACAAAAUCACAUGAUAGUUUCAGGUGAGAACAAAGUUUAAAGGAGAUGAGUGGGGCAAGUUUAAAAAUAGCUUUUUUUAACACAGUGGGUGGUGAGUGUGUAGAACGCAUUGUCAGGGGUUGUGGGGCAGACAGAUACUACAGUAGCAUUUAAGAGGCUUCUGGAUAGGCACAUGGAUAUGCAGGGAAUGGGGGGGAUAUUGAUUAAGUGCAGGAUGAUAAGGUUGGUGUUGGCACCAUGUUCAGCACAGGCAUUGUGGGUCGAAAGGACUGUCCUAUGUUCUAAUAGAUUUUUUUAAAUUGCCAUACUUGCAGGAAAAAGACUCUGGAAGUGUAAUUAAUAUUAUUAACAAUUUAAAAAGUAACCACGACAAGCAGGUUACGUCAUGUAGCUUAAAAAAAAAAAAGUCCUUGGAAAAUGAAAUAUAAUAACAAUAUCCUUCUGCAACAUACUCAGAAAAUAUAAAAAGCCAGGAAAGUAAUCAUAAAGUUACAUCCUCUGCUUGAUGAAAGCAAAGCUGUUAAACUUCAAAACUGACAGAUAACUUGACAUUCAUAACAAGUCCAAGCAGUUAUGUCGCUCAUCAGAUAUGAAAUAAAAUUCUAUAAAAUCAGGACAAUGGAAUGACCUGCAAUGUUUAAAAGGCAGGAAAAGAGAACACAUCUUCCUAGUCAUCUGUUUCCCAUUUUCCCUUUUCUCUCAUCAAUCUGCUUUUGAGACCAGCAUCCUGUGCCUUUCUGAAACACAAUGAUCUGAAAUGCACCUUCAUGUUGCUGCAGUUUACAUCUUGGAAAGGAUAUAUCUAUAUGGUCAACUUCAUAUUCAAACAAAGUUCUGGACUUCUUAGGUACAAUCAUACUCAGGAAUUCAUUAGAUGUGAGAUUUUCAUAAUAUAGUAUUUCAGUAAUUAGACUGGAAUCUUGCUUCUGUGAUGUAUCUCAUAAGAAAGCAAAGAUGCGUUUUUUUAAAUUCUGGCUGAACAUGGUUGCAAAUGUUUCACCUUUGUUUAAGCACUCAUGCUACUCGCAGUUCAUAACUAGAUAUGAUAGGACUGCAAAUAUUUGAUCUGAUCAAUUGUUGUGACAUCCCUUAGCUCUGCCUAUUGUAUGGCGCUUUUGUCGUUUAGCAGGCAAAUAGUCCAGUAUUGCAGUUUCAUUAGGCAAGUGCCUCAUCAUGUUUAGUGUGCCUGGUGCUGCUCUUUUGAACCAUCAAUGAUCUAGGCUUAUUUUUAAUAAUAGACUGAGGAAUAUGCCAAACUUUUUGUUAAUCUGUAUGCAGUCAAUUCAUACAACAAAUAUUUAAAAAAAAACAAAUAUAUAAAUAAGUGGUAUCAGGACCUGGUAACGGGAGGUAAAACAACAAAAACAGACUUGGUUGUUAGUCCCCUUUCUGCGGAGUUUAAUGUUAUAAUACAGCGAUUGUUUCUAUUCUCUCUUUCUUUCUUUUCUAGGGUCUAUUUUCUCACUUUACUUCAUUCUCUAACUUCUUUCCUAAGGGGCUUUCUUUUCCCAACACUCUUGCACUUCACGACUCUCUUGCACUUUCUUUACUUUCCUUACUUCUACCUUUUUCUUAAAGCUCAAAAAAAAUGAAGCGGUACAAAAAAUGUAUUAAGAUAUAUGUGUUGUGUAGGAUUGUAAUUUACCGUACUUCUAAUAAAAAUAAAAUUAAAAUAAAUAAAUAAAUAAAUAAAUAAAAAAAUCAUACAACUGCUUUGGAAGAGUCCUUGCCUGAAGCGUCGCCUAUCCAUUCCCUCCACAGAUGCUAACUGACCCGCUAAGUUACUCCAGAACUUUGCAUUUUGCUCAAAAUUCUAGCAUCUGCGGUUCCUUGUAUCACUGUUUAAUUGCUUGCCCAACCUAAGGAAAUCCUAAAAUGCUUUUGUACGAUUGUCAGUACUUUUUUUAAUUAACUCAUACAAAUGUUCUUCAGUUUCUUGUUAGCUUUAAAUGGUAAUGUAAUACUGUAUCAAUUGUAUUUCAAGGCUAUUAUUUGUAAAUCUUUGUAAAUUGGUAAAUAACUAAAAUAACAGAUUUUAAGAUUUCUAUGGUAAUUUGAAGCAUUAAGAUGCCUGUAGAUACUUACCAGAUGCAAGGUCUAAUUUUAACAUCCCCAGAUCUUUUGAUGUAUUUUUAAUUCAAUAAAAAGCGAAGCUCCAUGUAUUGCUGCUGAUUCUACACAGAGGCAGAGAGUCAUGGAAGGGUUGACAUGAAUUUGCUUUGAUUUUUAUUAACACAUGAAUUAAUGGCAACAUGCUGAGAACUUCUGUUUCAAAAAAUUGCAAAAGGUAAAACUAUUAAUGAAGCAGAAUUAGGCCAUUUGGCCCAUCGGACCUUGUCUGCCAUUUGUUAAUGGCUGAUGUGAGGAGGUGUUGGAGAUUCACUGUGAUGGAUGUUUGUGUAAAUUGUGUUAAGUGUGUGUCUUGGGUUUUAUUUGUAAUGUCAUGACUGCAGGAAUGAAAUUUGUCUGUUUGAUUGACAAUAAAAGGCAUUCUAUUCUAUUC
This is a messenger RNA of Leucoraja erinaceus (little skate), 4826 nucleotides long. Its product is annotated as kynurenine--oxoglutarate transaminase 3-like. Gene Ontology annotation, biological process: biosynthetic process. Bases 356 to 1699 code for a protein of 447 amino acids. Gene Ontology annotation, molecular function: L-kynurenine:2-oxoglutarate transaminase activity; pyridoxal phosphate binding. The record is from RefSeq and is a predicted model, not a curated record. Gene Ontology annotation, cellular component: cytoplasm; mitochondrion. The transcript has 14 exons. Lineage: Eukaryota; Metazoa; Chordata; Chondrichthyes; Rajiformes; Rajidae.